Molecule: messenger RNA, 3591 nt
Organism: Acanthopagrus latus (yellowfin seabream)
Lineage: Eukaryota; Metazoa; Chordata; Actinopteri; Spariformes; Sparidae
Product: tripartite motif-containing protein 16-like
Exons: 1
Coding region: 127-1824 (565 amino acids)
Molecular function (GO): zinc ion binding; protein binding
Source: RefSeq, a predicted model, not a curated record
CCUCCCCUUCAGAUCAGCUGACAGACCUCAUUCGCUGCACAAACACUCCCUGUUCAGAUCAGAGCUCAGACUAGUUUCUGUUAUCAGGAAGUGAAACUCAGACAGUCGUUGACACUGAGAGGUGAAAUGGCGCAAAAAGCAGUUCAGCUGGACCGAGAGACUUUCUCUUGUUCCGUCUGUUUGGACCUACUGAAGGAUCCGGUGACUAUUCCCUGUGGACACAGCUACUGCAAGAACUGUAUUCAGUCUUACUGGGAUGAAGAUGAUGAAAAGAAAACCCACAGCUGCCCUCAGUGCAGGCAGAGCUUCACACCGAGGCCUGUCCUGGUGAAAAACACCAUGUUAGCAGCUUUAGUGGAGCAGCUGAAGAAGACUGGACUCCAAGCUGCUGCUGCUGAUCUCUGCUAUGCUGGAGCUGAAGAUGUGGCCUGUGAUGUCUGCACUGGGAGGAAACUGAGAGCAGUUAAGUCCUGUUUAUCCUGUCCAGCCUCUUACUGUGAGAAACACCUCCAGCCUCAUUAUGAAGCAGCUUUUUUAAAGAAACACAAGCUGGUGGAGCCGUCAGAGAAGCUCCAGGAGAACAUCUGCUCUCGUCACGAUGAGGUGAUGAAGAUGUUCUGCCGUACUGAUCAGCAGUGUAUCUGUUAUCUCUGCUCUGUGGACGAACAUAAAGGCCACGACACAGUGUCAGCUGCAGCAGAGAGGACUGAGAGGCAGAGAGAGCUGGAGGGGAGUCGACACAACAUCCAGCAGAGAAUCCAGGACAGAGAGGAAGAUGUGAAGCUGCUUCAACAGGAGGUGGAGGCCAUCAAUGGCUCUGCUGAUAAAGCAGUGGAGCACAGUGAGAAGAUCUUCACCCAGCUGAUCCGUCUCAUGGAGGAAAGACGCUCUGAUGUGAAGCAGCAGGUCAGAUCCCAGCAGGAAACUGAAGUGAGUCGAGUCAAAGAGCUUCAGGAGAAGCUGGAGCAGGAGAUCACUGAGCUGAAGAGGAAAGACGCUGAGCUGAAGAAGCUCUCACACACAGAGGAUCACAACCAGUUUCUACACAACUACCCCUCACUGUCAGCACUCAGUGAGUCUACACACUCAUCCAGCAUCAACAUCCGUCCUCUCAAGUACUUUGAGGAUGUGACAGCAGCUGUGUCAGAGCUCAGAGACAAACUACAGGACGUCCUGAGAGACACAUGGACCAACAUCUCACUGACAGUGAUGAAAGUGGAUGUUUUACUGUCAAACCCACAACCAGAGCCGAAGACCAGAGCUGACUUCUUAAGAUAUUCACGUGAAAUCACACUGGAUCCAAACACAGCAAACACACAGCUGUUGUUAUCUGAGGGGAACAGAAAAGCAACACGCACGAGACAACAACAGUCUUAUUCUGAUCAUCCAGACAGAUUUACUGACAGGCAGCAGGUCCUGAGUAGAGAGAGUCUGACCGGACGUUGUUACUGGGAGGUGGAGAGGAGAAGAGCUGUUCGUGUAGCAGUCGCAUACAAGAAUAUCAGCAGAGCAGGGAGCUCAGAUGAAUGUAUAUUUGGAUACAAUGACAAAUCUUGGGCAUUAAGAUGUGAUAAUAACAGUUAUAACUUUUAUCACAACAACAUCCAAACUCCCGUCUCAGGUCCUCGGUCCUCCAGAGUUGGAGUGUACCUGGAUCACAGUGCAGGUAUUCUGUCCUUCUACAGCGUCUCUGACACCAUGACUCUCCUCCACAGAGUCCAGACCACAUUCACUCAGCCGCUCUAUGCUGGAGUUUGGCUUUUAGAUUGUGACUCCACUGCUGAGUUCAUCAAAUCAGUCAAUCAGUCUGAGUCAAUCAAAUAGACAGAAGUCAUGUCAGAGGAAACUCUACAGCUGAUGUUUUAUUUCAGACGACUGGACAGAAAAUGUCUUAAAUACACAUGUAGGUGUUUAAUUGAGUUCAGAUUGAAAUGUGUGUAUAUUUAAUUAGAUCACCUCAUUUGCAUAUUUAAAGAGUUAUGGCAUGAAACUUAUCAAUAAAUCGACUUCAAUGGAAUGGUUAGAGUAAAUUCUAAACUGUUGGUGCCUUUUUGUAAAUUCAGCAUGAAAUAAAAAACAUUAUAAUGUUUCUGUCCUUGUUAAUUAGUUUGUUGCCCAGUAAAGUCAACAGCAGCAAGGAAGAUGAAUUCCCCUUAUAAAAUCACUCAGUUUAGUGUCUUUAAGUUCGGAAAAAAAUUAUAAAUGCUGUGAAGUGCUGUUUUUGUUAACGAUUUGGGCCUUCUUGUAUAUUCGGAAUAUGUCACAGUCUGGAUUUAGGGGGCAGCAGCAGCAGCAGCAGCAGCAGCCACAUCCGGGUUUCUGCAGUGGAAACAUAGCUGGACGUUCCUGCCUUGAAACAGAGCCGUCCUCAGAGGACGCAGUAAUGAAACGACUGCUUAGAGCACUUUAACAGUGUGUGGAUGCACUUAAACUAACAGCAUGACACACACACACACACACACGCACACACACACACACAAACAUACACACACACGCACACACACACACACACGCACACACACACACACACACACACAGCACAUAACUAUACAUAAUUAUCCCACAGGAACACAUGUGUUGUCAAUCACAUGCCACAAACACCAAAAGUCCAUCUGGGAUCAUGACAUCACCAUCAUCAUCAUCAUCAUCAUCAUCAUCAGGGUAGAAAACAUUGUUCUCUGUAUGAGCAGAUGGUGUUGGGCUCGCUCUCUGCCAAACUUCUCAAUGACUUUCCUCCAUCAAUCGACCACAACAGCAGCAGCAGCAGCAGCAGCAGCAGCAGCAGCAGCAGCAGUGACGCCCUCACUAACCUCCAGCUGGAGGAUGUUUUAGUGUUUUAGAUCAUAUUUGGUCACCGGAUGUGUCAAACGUGAGCGUUGGUGGAGCUGAUCUCAACCGAGUCGACCUUAAAGGAAAUCCAUCUUCCAUUAGUCGUGUCAUGUUGGACGCCGCUGUCAGUGAGUAGAAACUCUACUUUAACACACGGCGGUCCAGACGAUGGUGGAGUUGAGCAGUCUGCUCUGUUACUGAUCAGAGCUGCUGGUGCAAAAUCACAAUUACGGUCCAAAAACAUCUCAGCACUUUAGUAGAUUUAACUGAGGGCUCUGCGGCAUUAAAAUACUAUUGCAGUAAUAUACACAGUCUCUGUGUAUUUCUUCAGAUGUUCAUUUCCAUUCUUCGACACAAUAUUUUUGACCCAAUUCCUCGAUAUCGAUACAUGACGAUGUUGUUUGGGUCACUAAUGGUUCUUUCACAGGAUUUGAACACAAUGAGAUUUUUGAUCAAUAAUCAUCAUUAAUGUGGAUGUAACGUAAUGUGGGGUAAGUGGGUAAAGGCAAGUAUUAGAAAAUGACAUAAUUUUACUGUAAUACAGCUAAUUAAACCAGGAAAACAAUAUAAUGUGUAACCCACAAUCUAAGGAGAUAUCUAGUGUCAUAUCAGGAUAACGAUGAUUUAUCUAUAUUCUGAUGACUGAAAAGGUUGUAUUAUUACCUCAUUAAUGUUGUGAAUGUUCAAAUUCUGAGUGUGAAUUUCUUCUACAAAUGUUGAUCAGAGUCUAUGACAUGAAGCAUAAAAUAAACACUGGAAAAG